Molecule: messenger RNA, 1690 nt
Organism: Neodiprion virginianus
Lineage: Eukaryota; Metazoa; Arthropoda; Insecta; Hymenoptera; Diprionidae
Product: glycine-rich protein DOT1-like
Exons: 6
Coding region: 117-1124 (335 amino acids)
Source: RefSeq, a predicted model, not a curated record
UGUCCUGAUCCGUGAAUUUCGUUGUACCGGAUACUUGAUACCUGGAGAUAUUUCAACGGGAUUACAGAGUGGUUGAUAAUAAAGUUCAACUUGAGAUACUCGACUUGAUCAUUGCGAUGGGGUUUUCACGUACUCUUAACGAGAUUCCCUGCGCCUUGCUCGCAGCAGCGGUAUUCACGGGACUGAUCGCCUCGACGACGGCCACCUUUGGAAAUGAACACGUUCACAUAAAGAUCCAUCUGCCUGAGAUAGUGCAGGAUGUUCAUCACGAGAAGAAGAUAAUAAAGCACGUUGAGGACCAUGGCCACGGUCAUGGUCACGGUGGAGGAGGCGGAGGUUACGGAGGUCACGGAGGUCACGGAGGAGACAGCGGGAGCUUUGGAGGAGGUUUCGGAGGCGGAUUCGGAGGCGGCGGACACGGCGGUGGUGGCUUUGGUGGAUUCGGAGGUGGAGGUGGAGGCCAUGGCCAUGGCCAUGGCCACAGCCACGGCGGAGGCGGAGGACACGGAGGUGGCGACAGUUACAGCGUUAUAACAAGCUACAGCAGUGGUGGGGGAGGAGGUGGAGGACAUGGAGGCGGUGGAGGAUUCGGUGGUGAUUUCGGAGGCCAUGGAGGAGGAGAUUUCAGCAGCUAUGGCGGAGGCGGUGGUGACUUUGGAGGCCAUGGAGGCGGAGAUUCCGGCGGCUACAGCGGAGGCGGUGGUGACUUCGGAGGCCAUGGAGGAGGAGAUUUUGGCGGCCACAGCGGAGGCGGUGGUGACUUCGGAGGUUACGGUGGAGGCGGUGGCGGCGACUUCAGCGGGGGUCACGGUCACGGAAUCGAAAUCGGCUCAGGCCCCGGAUUCGACAUAAGCAGCAUCAGCAGCGGCGGUCACGGCGGUGGCGGAUUCGGAGGCGGCGGUCACAGCCACAGUCACAGCCAUGGCAGCGGCGGCGGUGGUGGUGACAGCUACAGCAGUGGCGGUAGCUUCGGCGGCGAUGAUCACGGCUCCAGUUUCAGCUCUGGCAGCUACUCAAGCUCGAUCUCGAGUGGAUUCGGCGGCGGUUCCUCCGGACACGACAGCUACAGCAGCGGUGGAGGCGGCGGAGGUGGUGGCUUCUCCGGAUACCACUACAGAAAGUAGAGAGGUUCAUAUCGCUCUGUCCUUCCAAGCUUCCGUCCGACAUCCGAACGGAGUAAGGAAGUUCUCCGGAACGCCGAGAAAGCGUUCGAAAACCCGUUGCCCGAUAUUUUCACCGUGAUAAAUUCAAAGCGAGUUCAGCCACUCGAACGGCAGAUAUAUUGAACGUUCUGCGUAUAAUUUAUGCGUAUGAGUUUACGUCGUAACUCGUAUUCGAAAAUUUUUAUGAUUGGACAAGGAGCGGUCCGCACGAUACCGAGUGCACCGCUUGGCCCGAUAAACAUAUUUUCGUAAUUUUUUCUACCAUAUGCUCGCAGAAUCUGAUUCUAAGCUUUAUCCACCUGUCGGCUUGACGAGGAAUUCAAACACGAUGUCUCGUGCAAUUCAUCACACUAUACAACAUUCUCAGUUAUCAUUGUAUUCAUCUUUUUAUCCAUAAGACAAACAUACUCGACUGUUGACCUCACUAAUUUGUUGCUACAUUUGUAUGAUAUGUUAUUGUAAAUAAUUCAUCCUGUUAGUAUAUUGUUUAUUUUUUAAUAAAAAACUGUUUUAAGUACAAAAAUAUA